Molecule: messenger RNA, 2790 nt
Organism: Hemibagrus wyckioides
Lineage: Eukaryota; Metazoa; Chordata; Actinopteri; Siluriformes; Bagridae
Gene: asb13a.1
Product: ankyrin repeat and SOCS box containing 13a, tandem duplicate 1
Exons: 6
Coding region: 584-1561 (325 amino acids)
Biological process (GO): positive regulation of protein catabolic process; protein ubiquitination
Molecular function (GO): protein binding
Source: RefSeq, a predicted model, not a curated record
GGUAGAGGUCGGAGAAAUGCUGAGGAUACUCUUCUGCUUUAAACUCUGCAAAAACUAGUAUGUAUAGUAAGUAGUUUGGCUUAUAGUGGAUAUCUCCUGGUAAAGGAUGUCCCUGGUAUUUGUACAUAAAAUGAAUUCAUGUAUUAAUGCAUAGAGAGAUAGAUAGAAUCCCAGUCAUGGAAUCGACUCUGAUUCUAUGUAGACCCAUAAAACAAAUUUCCCCCCUAUUUUAACACAAAUUGAGAAAGCUAAUAAUUAUACACAUGGAAUUGUAGCAGACUUUUAUUAUGAAGUGGGGGAAAAAAAACUUUAACAUCACAAAUAAAGACGAGGUCACUUAAAGAAACCAUGAUUCCAUGAAGUCGGACCUGAACAUUAAUCUCCAAGUUUAUAUUAUUUCUUUAUCUAGAAAUAAACGCUUAGUCAUAAACACAGCUGCUUGUAUGGAGAAAUAUGAAUAAAGGUUUCAUGAACAUGUCAAAUAGUCACGCUAGUUAAAGUUAGGACUAAACCAUUUAGCGGGGGUGAUGGACGGUACCAUUCUAAGUGAUAAUAGGGCCCAUAAUAAUACGCCGACUUAAAUAUGGAUUCAUCUGCAGGGAGGACGUGUUUUGGAGAAAUCGGCUUCUGGUCCGAGCGAACGCCGGUGCAUGAGGCUGCAUCUUUAGGACAGGUUGAAAAGCUCCAGCUUCUGGUUGAUAGUGGAGCUUCAGUGAAUGCAGCGACAGUCGACAACAUGACCCCGCUUCACGAUGCCUGUAUACAGGAUCACUCAGAGUGCGUUCGAGUCCUUCUGAAUGCUGGUGCACAGGUGGAUGUACGGACUAUUCAUGGUAGCACACCUCUGUGCCAUGCGUGUGCAGCCGGCAGUGUGGAGAGUGUGAGACUCCUCCUGGACCAUGGAGCUUCAGUGAAUCCCUCCCUCACAGCCCUCACUGCCUCCCCUCUGCAUGAGGCCUGUAUACGAGGAAAUCCAGAAUGUGUGAAGCUGAUUAUAUCGAAAGGGGCCCUGCUGGAGGCUUUUGACAUCCACUUUGGGACGCCGCUGCACACCGCCUGCGCUAAAGCACAUCUGGAGUGCGCUUUGCAGCUGCUCAAUGCAGGUGCACGUGUAAACGCCACAAAGUUCCAUGAAACGGCUCUGCACCAUGCAGCAAGAGUGGACCGGACGGACCUGAUUGAGCUACUGGUGGAGUUUGGUGGAGAUAUUAAUGUCAGUGACAACCUGGGACGCAAACCGAUAGAUUACACAACCCCUGGAUCCACUUCUCACGUCUGUCUACAGCAUUAUGAGACAGCUGAGUCGUAUCACACUGAGGCGUGUCCUGGGCACCAGAGCGCUGCAGGUCAUCACCAAGCUAGACAUCUCACAACGCUUCAUCAGCUACCUCUGUUACAAAAAAUACAGCUAAACAAUGUUAUGAGAGUUUGUGUUAGUGUGAAAACUGCAAUAAUGGCUUCAGGUUCAGGGGGAAAAUGCUCGACUAAACAUUUUUAUGCUGUGACCAGCUGCUGGUUGUCUUUAAAUAUGCUGCAAGAAAUAUUUUCCAUUGUCUUUUGAUGCGUUAAUCAAACUGUUAUAUAUAAUGUGCAGAACAUUUGAUUUAGUUUUAUGUUCAUUAGAUAAAUAAGUAUGUAAACUCUGUGGUUAAUGUAUACUUUGUGCCAAGGUAUUGCAGUGCUGGAUUCAGCAAGUCCUCCAAAGAUGAGGAAACUUGUCUUUGUCUCUUUCUGCAUAUUUUAAGAUGUUAUGGAAAAGAAAAUUUACUUUCAGAGUGUUGUAUAACUGUGAACUUUUAUUCAGCUUCCAGGUUAUCUUGCCCCUUUUUGGUGUCUUUCAAAUUACUUAAUACAUUAAUGAGGCACAUUCAAAUAAAUGAACCAGAGAUCAAUUUGAGCUGUAAUAUUUAGGAUAUUCAACAGAACAACUAGUACAUAUAACAAUUCUGUUGAUAGAUAGACUGUAAAAUAAUGAUUUGGUUUUUCAUCAUGCAACUGAUAACCAGUGUGGUGCCAUUUCGUCUGUAAUUAAACUUUAUUUCUUAUAAUUUUUCAACAUUGAAUCUAAAUUAUACACCGAUCAGACAUAACAUUAUGAACACUGACAGGUGAAGUGAAUAAGAUUGAUGAUCUCCUCAUCAUGGCACCUGUUAGUGGGUGGGAUAUAUUAGGCAGCAAGAGAACAUUUUGUCCUCAAAGUUGAUGUGUUAGAAGCAGGAAAAAUGAACAAAUGUAAGGAUUUGAGCGAGUUUGAUGAAGGACCAAAUUGUGAUGGCUAGACCACUGGAUCAGAGCAUCUCCAAAACUGCAGCUCUUGUGGAGUGUUCCUGGUCUGCAGUGGUCAGUAUCUAUCAAACUAUCUGUCAUGGGUGGUCAAGGCUCAUUGAUGCACGUGGGGAGAGAAGGCUGACCCGUGUGAUCCGAUCCAACAGACGAGCUACUGUUGCUCAAAUUGCUGAAGAAGUUAAUGCUGGUUCUGAUAGAAAGGUGUCAGAAUACACAGUGCAUGAUGGGUCAGGGCUGUUUUGGCAGCAAAAGGGGGACCAACACAAUAUUAGAUAGGUGGCCAUAAUGUUAUGCCUGAUCGGUGUACGUUUAAUCUAUAGUUUAGAUAAAAUGCUAUCUAAAGCUGUAAAGUGAAAGAGCUGUCAUAGAAAAUAUGGAAAAUGAAACGAGACAUGUUUUAUUCUUCCAAUCAUCUUUAAAAAAAAUUAAAAAAAUUGAUAAAAAGAUUUUAUUACAAGGAAUCUUUGCUGACUGAUUCUCAGUAGUGCACGUGCACUAAAAGUG